AGAUGAUGCGCACCUGGCAUGCGCAGAGAGCGUCUGUUUGAUUAAGCAUAAAUUUUCGCUGUUUAAUUGGGCUUCUUAUUUUAAUAAAAUCAUUUUCGCCAAGACUGCAAGUUAGAAAUUAUGACAAGAUCUCUCUGCAAUCAGAAAUGGAUAAUUUUAAACAGCGAUCGGCAGUAAAUCUGACUGUUUAAUUAAUUAUUUUAUUUAUUUGAAAAUUUUCAAAGGUGAGUCUACUCAUUUUCCUUAGCUCUAACAUUAAUUAACGCUUAUUUGCCGAAUUCAAAAGCUCUACUUAUUGCUUGCAGGAGUAGAUAUUUUGACAAUUAAUGAUUGACUAUUACUGUCGCUAAACUGAUGAGAUUAUAGUUUGUCAGAAGCAACGUGCAGCAUCUGUCAAAUCUGUAAUCAAUUGCGUUAUUACGCUUAUCAAGUAUUUACUAAUUAACAAAAUUUAUAGUAAAUAUUAAGAUUUACACGUUUAAAAUAUAUUUGUAUAAAAGAUAUGGAAGGUAAAGCGGCAAAAAAUAAUAUUUAGGGCUUUCAAUCUAAAAUCUAGAUUGUUAAAAUUUAAGGAUUCUGCAAUCGCGAGUUUGCUCCUCGUCUUUCUUAUUAGAAUAAAUAAAAAAUAUUUAAACAUAAAAAAUGAAGUUAUACGUUGCUAAGUAGUAGGCCUUCUCCAGGUCAUCAUGAGCAACGUUCGCAAACCGAGUAGUUGCGCUGGCGCUGGUGCGGGUGAUUCGGCCAGUCCUCCUCCAAGUCCUUCUCCAGAAGAAUCUGAUGCUCUAACAGCAAAUUUCGAAGCUAGUAGGGGAUCAUCCCCUCUUCCCACUGAGUACUUCAAGAAGAAAGAUAGUUCGGCGUCCAUUAAUAUGGAAGGUAGUAGUGGUGGUUUAGAUAAAAAUCGUAAAGUUUACGUCACUCAACCUGGUCAUCAUAAGCCAAAACCUACUGGACCUUCUGGUAAAGCGUCGAAAGAUAAGAAUAAAGCGGAUAUAGCUAAAGAAAUACAUAAAUGUAAAGAAGAGAACGCUUAUCGUCUUGAUUUAUCUAAACAGCAGUUAUCCGUUUUGCCAACAAGCGUUAAGGACCUUACGCAAAUUUGCGAAUUGUAUCUUUACGGCAACAAAUUGGCGUGUCUACCCCCAGAAAUUGGGGUACUUCAACAACUCAAGACUUUAGCUCUUAGCGAGAACUCCCUGACGAGUUUACCUGAGACGCUAGCGAGUUUACACUCCAUUCGUGUCCUGGAUCUAAGGCACAAUAAAUUGACUGAAAUUCCGGAGGUCGUUUACAAACUAACGUCACUUUGCACACUUUUCCUUAGAUUCAAUCGUAUCCGCUUUGUCGGCGAUGAAAUAUCUAAAUUGACGAAACUGGGGAUGCUUAGUCUAAGAGAGAACAAGAUUAAGCAGCUGCCCACAGGCAUAGGUUGCCUCGUUAAAUUAGUCACCUUUGAUGCUUCUCAUAACCAGUUAGAGCAUAUACCUGAAGAAAUUGGACGAUGUACUUUACUCUCCUCCCUCGAACUUCAGCACAACGAACUUAUCGAUUUGCCAGAAUCGAUAGGUAACCUCGUUCAACUAACACGUUUGGGCUUAAAAUAUAACCAAUUGCGGGAUAUACCUCGUACACUAUCUAACUGCAAUCAAUUAGAAGAGUUCAAUGUUGAAGGAAACAUUAUACCUCAAUUGCCCGAAGGUUUAUUAUCUAGUCUGACCAGAGUAACUAGUAUUACUCUAUCGCGGAAUGCAUUUGGCUCGUAUCCGGUUGGAGGACCUUCACAAUUUUGUUCGGCAGUCAAUAUAAAUAUGGAGCAUAAUCAAAUCAACAAGAUACCUUUUGCCAUCUUUUCGCAAGCAACUUAUCUAUCUAAAUUAAAUAUGAAAGACAACAAACUGACGUCAUUACCAUUAGACAUGGGCCACUGGACUAAUAUGACAGAAUUAAACCUGGGAACAAAUCAUUUAAACAAGAUACCUGAUGAUAUAAAGCAUCUACAAUCGCUAGAAGUUCUCGUACUUUCGAACAAUUGCCUGCAACGAUUACCAGUAUCAAUCGGCCAUCUGCAUAAGUUACGAGUUCUUGAUCUCGAAGAGAACAAGCUGGAGGUGCUGCCAGAUGAGAUUGGUCACUUGACUUCAUUGACCAAUCUCGUCGUUCAAUCUAAUCAGCUAACUCAACUACCAAGGGCUAUAGGACAGUUGCAUAAUUUAACAUACUUAUCAGCAGGAGAAAACGGAUUGCAUUCUUUACCGGAAGAAAUCGGCAAUCUCGAUUCUCUGGAAUCGUUAUACAUCAACGAUAAUCCGAACCUUCAUCAAUUGCCGUUCGAGUUGGCACUCUGUUCAAAUCUGAUAAUAAUGAGCAUAGAGAAUUGCCCAUUAUCUACCAUUCCAACAGAGAUUGUAGCUUCUGGACCGUCGCUUAUCAUUCAAUAUUUAAAGCUACAAGGUCCCUACACAGCUGGAAGGCAUUAA
Molecule: messenger RNA, 2477 nt
Organism: Dimorphilus gyrociliatus
Lineage: Eukaryota; Metazoa; Annelida; Polychaeta; Dinophilidae
Source: the annotation of a GenBank genome assembly